Drosophila novamexicana is the source of this 262-nucleotide messenger RNA. RefSeq lists its product as uncharacterized. Lineage: Eukaryota; Metazoa; Arthropoda; Insecta; Diptera; Drosophilidae. The record is from RefSeq and is a predicted model, not a curated record. The transcript is spliced from 2 exons. Bases 33 to 239 code for a protein of 68 amino acids.
GAACCAAACGGAAACAAGGCAAAUACAACAAGAUGGCAGGCGGCGGUAGGACAGCCGGCAAAUACGGUUACUCAGACAACAAUUAUUACAGCAGUCACUCUUACAAGAGCAUCAACGACGAAAUCAUACUGGUCAGCAUCAUAAUGGGCAUUACGAUUCUGGUGCUGAUUACCAUUGCGCUGUGCUACAUUGCGUAUGAGAAAUGCCACAAGAAGCGUGAAUAUUUUAUCAAUGCCUAACGGGUGCCCGCCACAGCCACAAC